CGACAGGAGCUCCGCCGGAGAUAGGAGGCGCAGCUAUAUAUAGCCAACAACACUGGCAGCGGACCGGGUUCUGCGCGUCCCUCCUUACCGAUAGAAGCCACAGCGGUUUUUUCCCUCUUUACUUGGGAGACUGGGGCACUUCUCACAAUGCUGGAGAGCGGGGGAAAGGUGCUGAAAGAGGGUCUGCUGGAGAAACGGAGCGACGGCUUGCUGCAGCUGUGGAAGAAGAAACACUGCGUCCUCACGGAAGAGGGGCUCCUGCUGCACCCCCCGAAACAGCUCGACAACCAGCAGCCGACCGGCGAGCCCGGGGGUAAAAUCAAAGAACUGCACUUCUCCAGCAUGAAAACCGUGGACUGCGUUGAGAGGAAGGGCAAGUACGUCUACUUCACGGUGGUCAUGUCAGAGGGCAAGGAGAUUGAUUUCAGGUGUCCGCAGGACGAGGUCUGGAACGCCGAGAUAACUUUGCAGAUGGUGCAGUACAAGAACAGACAGGCUAUCCUGGCGGUUAAGUCAACGAGACAGAAGCAGCAACUGCUUGUGGUGCAGCUUCCAGGGCACAAAACCGCCAGGAACUCGCAAAAUGCAGCUUGAGCCGAACCCAGGAUGCGCCACAUCACCGGUUAAUGGGACACUCUACGGAAGGAUCAGUGCGCGGCACGGUUUGUGGUCGCCCUCGCUGAGCUAACAAAAGAGGCGUCAUGUCUCAGCAAAUGCAUCGAUAGUUUAUUCUCAAGAACGGCAACCGCAUCUCCACGAAGUCCUUAUUUCCUCGUAGACUUUGUUAUGAACAAAAAAACGGAUCGGGGAGUUUGAAGCAUGGAAGGAAAUUGUUGUAUUAUAACUUGUUACCGUGUGGUAUUUCAUUUAUUUAUUAGUUUUAUACAUUUUCUCUUGCGUCUGACUGUAUGAAUGUGAGAUUGUUCUUGGAUAUAUACAAACAAAAAAACUGUGGUUUAAGGUACAGAAAGACUCGAUGUUCACGCAAUUUUUCAACGGACAUUUUUGUAACAGCCAAUGUGCAUAUACUGUUAAUAUACAUAGCACAAACCUGUCAGUUCAGGAAUGAUUUUUCAGUGGAUCUACGGCAAAUGUUUUUGACUUUGUCUAUAAUGCGUGGCUUGUUAACGCACAUU
Megalops cyprinoides (Indo-Pacific tarpon) is the source of this 1136-nucleotide messenger RNA. Its product is annotated as pleckstrin homology-like domain family A member 1. Gene Ontology annotation, molecular function: phosphatidylinositol phosphate binding. Lineage: Eukaryota; Metazoa; Chordata; Actinopteri; Elopiformes; Megalopidae. Bases 148 to 594 code for a protein of 148 amino acids. Gene Ontology annotation, biological process: positive regulation of apoptotic process. The record is from RefSeq and is a predicted model, not a curated record. The transcript is spliced from 2 exons.